AUGGGCCUCCUUUCAACCCGCUGGAAACUCCCCCUCCACUGCCUCCAGAUCCUCCUCGUCGUGAUCGUAAUCGGCCUCACGAUCCCGCGCAUGCUCAUGAAGAACCAGCCCCGGACGCGCGCAACCUCAAUGGGCCUCGGCAUGGGCGCCAAAUCCCUCGUCAUAAUAGCCUACCAGCUCCUCACCGAGCACGUCGACCGCCUGCGCAGAUGGGCCAGUUUCAAAGCCUUCACGAUCCUCAAUGCCCUGGAGAUUGUCUUCUGGGCUGCGGUCGCGUUCCUGAAUAUCCAGGUGAAUGUGAAGACGUGCGUGGCUCCGGGGUGCGAGAUGGGGUGGGCGGUGAUGGUUGUUGCUUUGGUUUGGAUUGGCGGUCUAUGCUACUGUCUUGUCGUGGGUGGAGUGGCGCGAGUCGAAGAGGCCGAGUCCGUCGUCUUAUAA
Molecule: messenger RNA, 438 nt
Organism: Aspergillus steynii IBT 23096
Lineage: Eukaryota; Fungi; Ascomycota; Eurotiomycetes; Eurotiales; Aspergillaceae
Exons: 3
Coding region: 1-438 (145 amino acids)
Source: RefSeq, a predicted model, not a curated record